UGAAACUUCAACAUUGUUUUGUCAUUUCAAAAAGAAAAAGUCAAAUCUAGUAAUUUAUUUAUUUCAUCUCUUGUGGCGUCUUUUUGACCCAAUUACGACAAACCUAACUGAACACGUAUUAGAUUGCUCACUGAGUGUAUAUUUUAAUAAAAUGACGGCGUUAGCAUUUAAAGUUAAAAGUAAAAAUGGUCAACAAAUACUUAAAGAUUUGACCUCUGAUAGCACCGUGGGCGAAUUGAAGAUGUUUUUGUCGAGUAUAUCGGACGUUGGCAUCGAGAGAGUUUGCGUGCUGUGUGGGUAUCCACCCAAGCCGUUGGACAUUAGUAACGACCAUAAAAAAUUAAGUGAAAUAGGUCUGAAAACCGGCGAGACUCUUAUAGUUGAAGAAAAAGCUGUGUCUUCGACCGGUGGUUCGAGCAAGCCUCCUGAGCAAAAGCCUUUAGAAAACGGUAUUGCGUCACAUGAAACAUUAGGACCCUGCAGACCCGGUAUUCUCAUGAAGAAGGUGGUCCCUUCAGACAAUUCAUGUUUAUUUACUAGCAUAGGUUUUGUAUUAAAUGGAAAUGUUGACACAUCGGUCCAUACUUUAAUGAGACAGAUUAUUGCUAUGGAGGUAGCUAGUGACUUAGAUACUUAUAAUGAAGCUGUUCUUGGGAAACCUAAUGCUGAUUACUGUGCAUGGAUUCAACAGCCAAGCUCAUGGGGUGGUGCUAUAGAGGUAGCGAUCCUAUCUCGUUUCUAUGGGCUUGAGAUGGCUGUUGUAGACACAUUAAAUGCUAUUAUCAAUAGAUUUGGUGAAGACAAAAAUUAUGGACAGCGGGUUUUCUUACUGUUUGAUGGUGUGCACUAUGACCCACUGUACUUGGAGCAGUCUGAUGGUGGUAUCCAAACAAUAUUUCCUGCAGAGGAUCUAGAAAUCUAUCAUGAAGCAGAACAGCUCGCUCACGAAGCGAAGUCGUCCCGACAGUUCACCGACCUCAACAAGUUCACCCUAAAGUGUAUGGUGUGUGACAAGUUCCUUACCGGCCAGGUAGAAGCACAAAAACACGCUAAAGAAACAAUGCAUACGAAUUUCGGAGAAGUCUAGCGAACAAUGUAUUUUAUUAGGGUUUAUGUAUUAAUAAUUUGAUAGUGUCCACUUGAUUGAACUUGGAGAUAAAAAUAAAGCUUAAAACAAUUAUAGUAAAUGCCUUUCUAGUUAAGGAUUAGUAAGAUGAAUAGAUUCAUGUGAUUUAAGCAUGUCUUCCGAUAUUUUUGGGUAACCCUUUUACUGCCACGGACAAUUACGCCAAUACUGUAAACAAAUUACACAUUGAUUCACCGUUAUGCAAAAACUGCAGUUUAGUUAGCUAGCUGUAGUGAUAAAUAUUUAUGAAGUUUAUAUUUUAAUUUUUAUAUGCAGUUGUAGCAAUCCCGAGCACUUCGGAGGAUUCCUCAAUAAUUUGUGGUUGUGUACAGUGGCAGCAAAAGGAUUUGUAAUUACAAUUACCGAUAAGAGAUUCCAGAGACUAAGUACUGCCAAUUUGUCCUUCCCUACACCUCAGUAGCUUUGUAUACAUUCAUAUCAAGUGCACUUAUACAUAGUCGAAAUAUUCCUAAUAAAAUAGUAUAUAUGUCAAGUGGGCACAAUCAUUAUAAUAUAACAUUUAGCUUAAUUUUGUUAAGAUUUUUAAAAGUUCCUUAAAGGCCUUUUUCACAAUUGACAUUAAGGAACUCAAUAGUACGAUUUGAGAUGUUACUUAUUUAUUUUUAAUCUCAAUUUUAAUUGUUAAAUGAGAUUUAUUUAUAUGAAAUAAUAAUUCACAUAUCCUAGCAACGUAUUUUGAACGGAAUAGGCAUUUUGUGAGGGAGGUCUUGGGAAUAAACGAUUACUUUGGACGAUAUCAAGCCUAUUGGAUCCAUGCACGACAUGCCCGUUUAUAUUCAUGAUUAGCUAUUUAUCUUUAUGUUGUAUAAUUUUUGCUCGAAUGUUCUUUUCACCAAAGUAGCUCAGAAUACCUAUCGUGCUCAUUGCUGGAUUAUCUUGAACUUUGCAUCGAAAAAAAAGCAAUACAUAUAAAUAGUAAGUAAUAAAAAUAUAAAAGAUUAUAAGAUACUAGCUGAUUCGAAUGUUAUAUUUUUCUACUUGAAGCUGUCUCAAAUAGGUAAAAUUGCUUGUUGAAAAGAGAACUUAGAAAUCAAUUUGGUGCAGAUUAUGUACAAUGUUAACGGAUUUUAAGCUUAUCUUAGUCGAAAUGCAUAAUAAGCAGACAAUAAGAACAAUUACUAAUCACAAUUAAUACAUCAAUUAGUAUUUUACCUCAAACGAAAUUAUUUAUUGCCAGAUGAGUUGUAUAUAGAGUUAAAAAAAUGCGAAGACAUUUUUUGUCUGUUAUAAUAAUAGUUAAAGAAAGCAAAUUUAUCGAUAUUAUAAAGAAAAAGGUCGGCGAAUCAUUGUUAAAUGAAUUAAAUAUUAAAUGAUGUCUAUUAAGCAAUAAAUUCAUUGUCGCAUAAAUAAAUAAAGAUACUUGUUAUAUAUAUAUAUAUAUUUGUGAAUAAAAUACUAAUAUUUUUCAUAAUUCCCUUCAGGUUUCUCGAUGUUUUGUAUUGGCAUACUCGCGUCCUAGAAAACAUUGUAAAAGUUAUUUACUGUUAUGUCACGUUGUUGGAACAACAUUGUGAGCGAAAUGACUCAUAAACUGUAAAAAAGGCUCAAGGUUGCAUAAAUAAAAUUUGAUAAAUGAAUUACU
Molecule: messenger RNA, 2729 nt
Organism: Trichoplusia ni (cabbage looper)
Lineage: Eukaryota; Metazoa; Arthropoda; Insecta; Lepidoptera; Noctuidae
Gene: Yod1
Product: ubiquitin thioesterase OTU1
Exons: 4
Coding region: 152-1087 (311 amino acids)
Biological process (GO): protein deubiquitination; endoplasmic reticulum unfolded protein response
Cellular component (GO): nucleus; cytosol
Molecular function (GO): cysteine-type deubiquitinase activity
Source: RefSeq, a predicted model, not a curated record